Messenger RNA from Bursaphelenchus xylophilus (pine wood nematode), 1401 nucleotides. The record is from the annotation of a GenBank genome assembly. Lineage: Eukaryota; Metazoa; Nematoda; Chromadorea; Rhabditida; Aphelenchoididae.
AUGAAGGAUCUCCAUGUUUUGAAGCGAUCAAAGUAAGUCAAUGCCUCAGGGCAAUAUCAAGCCCUAAGGGCAAUGGGAAGACAGGUGUUUCCCUGACCCUUGGCACUUUUGUUUCCGGAAAAACACACAGCCUGAGGGGUGUUUCGAGCGCUCGGAGGUGAUCUGAACCUUUGUCUUCCGAUUAUUCUAGGUUUGUAUCACUAUUUACGGAAAUGUGACGAAAUUUGACCAGAAAAACAAUGUCCCCGCCUCGCAAAGGGCUAUUUAUUGUUGUGUUUAUGCUCUCUUCCCACUGUUUCUUGUUUCAGAGACAUCUCCGAGUUGACAAUCAUGGACCGCAUUCAAAAUGACAUCGAUCGAGUGGCCAAGGAGCUCAAGAAGGAGGGAAAUGACAUCUCCAAGUGUAAGAUGACUGUAUUAUUUAUCGCUAGAAAUCUGCUAGCUUUUCUAAGGGCCUAAAAGAGGUUGUUUUCGGACUGUUUCAAAAUUGUUUUCCCAAAAUUUCGCACUCAUUUUUGGAUUGCGAGGGAUUUCGGUCGGUUCCCCGGAUCGAAACUGGUAAAUAAAUUUAUUUUAUCGACUCAGAUCAUUUACCAAACUUCUUCGAUGCUAUAUUUGAAAUUUCAGCCGUCAAUUCGAAGCUGAACGACAUGUCCUCCAGCUAUUCUCAUCGCACCAUCGACUACACCUACCCCGGUGUAAUCUACCAACUCCGUUCCGCGCAUCUGGUCGGUCUCUUUGUCCAAGCCUUGGCCCUUUAUUUGUGGUCCAGGGAGCUGGGUCUGACCGGGUUUUUGCUGCCUUUUAUCGUCAUCUGCCUCAAUUUUUAUCUCGUUUUCAAACGCUGGUAUUACUCGAUCGAUGGCCGCUACGAUUUCCAGAAAUUGAUUGGAGUCAACAAGAACCAGCUCCGCUUACAUUACUUUAUCGGUGGGCACUUUUUGUUUGCUGCUUUUAGCUUGUUUACUCGGAUUAUUUCGAAAAUUUUGUUUGUUUUUCUAACCCUCCCCUCCCGAAGACGCCCAUUUCUUUUGUGAGUGGGAAAAAGACGAACGGACGGCGUGCUUCCGUGGCGCAAUCGGUUAGCGCGUUCGGCUGUUAACCGAAAGGUUGGUGGUUCGAGUCCACCCGGGAGCGAGUAGUUUUUUAUUCUUCUACAUUUACCACGGGGAUUUUUGUCCCAAUCUAAUUUUCCCUCUAUAUUUUGAAGUCAUUGAAAAAUAUGUUUUAGCUCUGUUCGGAUCGCUAAUUUUGUCGUUGUUGGCCCAUUUCCUUGGUCCCGAUCUCAGCGGUGGUUUUACGACUUUCUUGUACAAUAUCAGCAACUAUCUGAGCGUCUCCUGCGCCAUCUGUAUCGCCGCUGUGGACUGCUACGAGGGCUACAAGACCAAGAAUUUCUAA